This is a messenger RNA of Ochlerotatus camptorhynchus, 3624 nucleotides long. RefSeq names its product signal transducing adaptor molecule (gene Stam). Gene Ontology annotation, biological process: protein transport to vacuole involved in ubiquitin-dependent protein catabolic process via the multivesicular body sorting pathway. The record is from RefSeq and is a predicted model, not a curated record. Gene Ontology annotation, cellular component: ESCRT-0 complex. The transcript is spliced from 6 exons. Bases 521 to 2743 code for a protein of 740 amino acids. Lineage: Eukaryota; Metazoa; Arthropoda; Insecta; Diptera; Culicidae. Gene Ontology annotation, molecular function: ubiquitin binding; phosphatidylinositol binding.
UCCAAUCUGCACCCAUCAGAAUCUGUCGGAGACAGUGGAAAUUUAAGCUUUUCGCGUUGAAAUUUCCGUGUCACGGUAACGAAAUAGUGCAAAAUCGAUAGUUCGCAAUCGGUUGCAUCCGGAGGUGAUAACGUUUGGACGUGGAACUUGUUCGUCGGGCGAAAAAACGGGUUUAACAAAACAAAGGUUCUCCCCUCGGGACUCCUCCAUCAUCAUCGCGUCGAGCAGGGGGAACGACAAGACGUGAAAAAGAGAGAGAGAGGUACAAAGACGUCGGUACGAUUAUUUUGCUUUCUCGUCACUGGUGCGUACGCGGAACGGAGCGGAGUGUGUUGGGGGUUUGUGGGAGGUGUAGCUGGAGUGCAGUCAUCAGCAACGAAGAAAACAAGAACCUGUCAAAAAAAAAAUUAGUUCGACGGAGAUUAUUACUAUUAUUUGUGUGCGCCUAGUCGUGUUGAAAGGAAGGAUCGUCCUUGAGAGUUCCGUUUACUAUAUCCGCAAGUAGCCGUUCGAUCGAAGGAUGGGCAUUUUAGGGAAUUCAAAUUCACUGGCCUCCGAUAUAGAUAAAGCAACCAGUGAGACCAACACGCAGGAAAAGUGGGGCCUCAUCAUGGAGGUGUGCGACAAAGUGACCAACGGUGCGGUCAACUCGAAGGAAUGCCUAAAAGUGAUCGUGAAACGGCUCAACCACAGCGAUCCGCACGUGGUCAUGCAAGCGAUAACGCUCCUGGACGCUUGCGUCAGCAAUUGCGGUAAGCAGUUCCACCUGGAGGUGGCGUCACGUGAGUUCGAAACCGAAUUCCGCAAACUGAUGCAGAAAAGUCAACCCAAAGUUAAUACGCGUCUCAAACUGUGCCUCAAAAAGUGGGCCGAAUCGGAAUUCAAAAGCGAUCCGCAGCUGAACUUGAUCCCGUCGCUGUACAUGAAGCUGCGUACCGAAGGGCACGACUUCAGCGACCCCUCGGUAACGCCCAAGCGCGAAGUUCCGCUGAGCAAGGAUCCGAACGUGGUCUCUAGUCAACAGGAGGAGGAAGACAUUGCCAAGGCGAUCGAACUGUCACUGAAGGAAACCAAGAGCAGCGCUGGUGCCAGUGGUAGCAGCAGCAGCCAGUCACCGAAGAUGGCAUCCAGCGGGGGUGCUGCCGCCUCGAGCUCCCUUUAUCCUUCGCUGCUGACGACGACGGCGACGUCCACGGCACCGCUUGCAGAACCGAGAAAGGUUCGUGCCCUUUAUGACUUUGAAGCGGCUGAAGAUAACGAAAUGACGUUCCACGCUGGAGAAAUUCUCAUGGUGCUGGACGAUAGCGACCCAAAUUGGUGGAAGGGUGAGAAUCAUCGAGGGGAGGGACUGUUCCCGUCGAAUUUCGUUACGACGGAUUUGAAUGCCGAACCGGAAGGGGUGAGUAAGAGUAAGAAGAAUGUGCAAUUUUCCGACGAACAAAAGAAGGAUGAGGAAGAGGAGGAGAAAGCGAAGGAGCAGGUAGUCGAGAUUAAUGAGGAAAAUAUCGAUCGAUUGUUGCACCUUUUGCAUGAGGCGGAUCCCGAGGAUCCUUCGGCGGACAGCGAAGAGAUGUUGCAGUUGGAGCAAAUGGUCAAUCAGAUGGGACCGUUGAUUGAUACGGAACUGGAACGGGUUGAUCGAAAACAUGCACAGCUCACUCAGCUCAGCAGUGACCUAGUGGAAGCCAUCAACUUGUACCAUACGCUUAUGAGAGAACCAGAUCGUUCGAUGAUGAUGGGAUCGAUGAUGGGAGGAUUUCCGGGACAAGCUCCAAUGUCGGGAAUGUACAGCAUGCCGGGAAUGUACGGUCCAAAUAUGCCAGGAAUGUUCCCGGGAAUGGGAGGAAUGCCUGGUGGAAUGUCACCGUAUGGAAUGGGCCAGCUUCGGCAUGAUAUGGGACAGAUGAGCGUCAGUUCGAUACCACAGUUUCCUCCUCCACAGCAAGCGAUGCCCACAAUGAGUCAAAAUGGUCCAUCUAGCUUACCACCGCAUCAGAUUCCCACCAGUGCAGCUGCUGUGGCAGGACUACACGCUUUGGGGCAGCAACAAGUGGCUGCAGGACAGCCUCCUAUGCAUCAACAUAUGCCGUCUCAACCGAGAACCCAACAGCCGCAACCUACUCAGUCUCAACACAUGCCAAAUAUGACGAUCCAGCAGCAGUCAACGCCUAGUGGCGCUCCCCACAUGAUGAACAUGGGUCACAUGCAAUCUCCACUACCACAGAACUACUCGAAUCCGACAUCUCCGCCGCCGGUCAUUAGUUCAGCUCCUACUUCUCUGCCUCAGCAGCAGCACCAGCAACAACCGCCAGCAAUUUCGAAUCAACCUAUUCCUCGGCCUCCUAUUCAGCAACAACAGCCACCUCAACCAGUGGGUGCUCCGGCCGGAAGCUUUCCUCCAUACGGAGCAGUACCACCUCCUCAACAACAGCAACAUCAUCAAGCUCCCCAAAAUGGCCCGGUUCCUCCUCCCCCUCAGCAACAUCCUCAACCACCGACAGCAACGGCUCCGCCUCCCAACAACAUGAACCACCAUCCUCAUCCACCCCAAAUGGCACCUGUUGCACUCUAUCAAACCACAGCCCUUCCGCCUUACAUGCAAAUGCCACCGGGUGGUGCUCCAGGAGGUUUUCCCCAUCAUCACAUGCUGGGCCACAUGAUGGCUCCGCCCGGAUCGCCCCUCUCGAUCAACACCGCUUCAAAUUCGCCGCAGAACAUUCCAAUCUAUCAGCAGCAACGGUAAACCUUUUCCUAUUCUUGGUACCACUUUUUACAGAAUUUUUCCUACACCGACACUCACACACUCAUGCGCUUCGGGGACAGAUGGUCUCUUGUACAUACUGGAGAAAGUUGAUAUUCUUCCAUUCCUGAGUUUACCUCCCUUUUUUUUGUUGUUGAUUUGGUCUUGGUGUAUUUGACUGAUCUUGUAAUCGUUUUCGCUCACCUAUUUUAAAUUCAUUUUCCCCGUUCGUGAUACAACUUUUGAAGAAUUCCCGAAGUAAUGCAUGUAUCUAGUAGCAAGAGGAAGGCAAACAAUCAAGACUAAGCGAAGAAUCGUCCCCCGAUUUGUUGAGCCAUGAUCGUCAACGAAACGAAAACCUAUGAAAUGUUACUUGCUUCAAGCGUGAAACAGACAAGGGCUAAAUGAUUUGACUCCCUCACCCUUGAAAGAAGUUACUUGCUCUGAUUAAUACCUAGAAAUGAUAUAGCGAAGAAACAAAUAAAAAUAAAUCAAGCUGAACAUUGCAUUAGGUCCUAAGUCACAUAGCACAUAACCGUUUCUUGUUGUGUUUGUCGUAUUAGAAUCUGUCAAUGUUACUUAGGACCUAAUGCAAUGUUCAGCUUGAAAUAUGAACAUAAAAAUACUAAAUUACUAUUACCUACUAUGAAUAUUAUGUAUUUAUAACUAAACGCAAAAUUAAAUGAAUAAAAACGAUAAAAUGAUACUGAACUAGAAAAGGGAGAUGCACAUACACAUACACGUGGUGGUCACUAGUUUAUAACCAUAGAAGCAUAUAUCGCAACCAGCGCGGAGAGUCAAAGUGUGUGGGUCUCCAAAAGUGUAAUAUAAUGAACGAUGGUGUACAACAAGUUGAGAGGCCGGCAACGGGAAAAUAAAGUUUA